Messenger RNA from Fusarium pseudograminearum CS3096, 2352 nucleotides. RefSeq lists its product as uncharacterized. The coding region runs from base 1 to 2352 and encodes 783 amino acids. Gene Ontology annotation, biological process: glucan catabolic process. Gene Ontology annotation, molecular function: beta-glucosidase activity. The transcript has 3 exons. The record is from RefSeq and is a predicted model, not a curated record. Lineage: Eukaryota; Fungi; Ascomycota; Sordariomycetes; Hypocreales; Nectriaceae.
AUGCAUGUUCCAAUUGCGUGGAUGAGCCUUACAGGCCUCAUUUUCGUCUCCCAUACUUCCGCGACACUGCUCAGUCAGAGGUCAGCAUCUUCUUGGGAGGAGGCUUCUGAUCAAGCCCGUCAAUUUGUAGCACAGCUUAAUACGACUGAGAAGAUUGGCAUCGCUACAGGCGGUUAUCGGUUGGACGGGCCUGCUUGCGUUGGCACAAUCGGAAAAGUCGAGAGGCUAGGAUUUCAGGGAAUAUGUUUCUCUGAUGGCCCUUCUGGAUAUGCCAGGUCUGACGGUUCAAGCGUCUUCUCUUCCGGCCUUACUGCAGCUGCUAGUUGGGAUAGGCGCCUUAUCUAUGAACGUGCCUUUGCCAUUGGAGAAGAGUUUAGGGCCAAAGGUUCUCAUGUCAUUCUCGGACCAUCCUGUGGUCCUAUGGGCCGCAGCGCCCUUGGCGGACGAAACUGGGAGGGUUUCGGCCCCGACCCUUACCUCUCUGGCGUCGCCAUGAACGCUUCCGUCUCGGGUAUCCAAUCUGCUGGUGUGCAAGCGUGCUCCAAGCACUUUAUUGGCAACGAGCAGGAGACACAGCGCACCAGGACUACUGAGGAGGACGGAACCUUCGUCAAUGCUCUGAGCUCCAACAUUGAUGAACGUACACUUCAUGAACUGUACCUUUGGCCUUUUGCCGACGCCGUCAAAGCCGGCACUGCCAGUGUCAUGUGUUCCUACAACCGAGUCAACCAGACUUAUUCCUGCGCGAACCCGCACUUGCUCUCGCUGCUAAAGGACGAGCUCGCGUUUCCGGGCUACGUUGUUUCCGACUGGUAUGCGACACAUGGCACAACCGCCUUCGCCAACGCAGGGCUCGACCUCGAGAUGCCAGGACCUGUCAGCAAAGACUACGGCGCCUCUUAUUUCGGCGAUCAGCUUCUCGACGCAAUCGGCGAUGAUAAUGUGACAGAGAGUCGGCUCAAUGAUAUGGCCGAGAGAGUUCUGAGGCCAUACUUCUUUCUGGGACAGAACAAGGAUUUCCCUGAUCUAGAUCCCGCUUCCUCUGCUGCCCUUGGCGUCAACCAAUUUGGUUACAACAAUCCCCAGUUGCCAGUUACACCCAUCCCUGCACGCGAUGUUCGAGGCGAUCACGCCAAGGUUAUUCGAAAACUAGGUGCCGCUGCCACUGUCCUCCUCAAGAAUGCCAAUGGCACCUUGCCUCUGAAGAAGCAAGCUGAUAUCGGUGUAUUCGGAAAUGGAGCGCCAUACCCAACAAUCGGAUCCAUCUAUUUCGACUAUGCAAACACGUCCAUCUCGUAUGAGAUGGGCACUCUCGACCAGGGUGGCGGCUCUGGCAUAGUCCGUCAUACCGAACUCAUCGCCCCACUGGACGCAAUUCGAGAACGUGUGCGUAAGGAAGGUGGUCGGGUACAAAUCCUUCUAGAACACAAAGAAAUCAUUGAGGGCAAGUUCAGGUCCAUUUACCCAAUCCCUGAUGUCUGUCUGGUCUUUCUGAAGGCAUUUGCGGCAGAAGGCAGGGAUAGAGACUCGCUAGACCUUGAUUGGAAUGCUACCAAGGUCGUCGAGAGCGUAUCCUCGUUCUGUUCUAAUACUGUUGUUAUUAUCAACGGUCCAAGUGUAGUCUUGAUGCCCUGGGCAGACAACGAGAACGUGACUGCUAUUCUUUCAGCCCAUUACCCUGGCGAAGAAAUCGGUAACUCCAUCGUGGAUGUUCUCUGGGGUGAUACGGAGCCCGCCGGCCGCUUGCCCUAUACUAUUCCCAAGAAGCUAAGGGAUUACGGUGCACCUAUUUAUAACCUAACUGAGCCAGCUGCCAAUCCUGAUGCAUGGUCAGUUGAUUACACAGAAGGUCAACUCAUCGAUUACAGGCACUUUGACGCCAUGAACAUUGAGCCUCAGUAUGAGUUCGGGUUCGGCUUGUCAUACACCAUCUUUGAGAUGUCAACAGAACUCGCCGUUGAUAUAGCCACAGGCAUUCAAGCUCAACCGGAUGAGUCCAAGGGCAAGGCUCCUGGAGGAUGGGUUGAUCUUUGGGAGCAAGCAGCUACAGUAUCUGUCAAGGUGCACAACACUGGUGAUAGGGACGGACACGCAGUGCCUCAGUUAUAUGUAUCGUUCCCACAAGACACAACACCACCUGGUACCCCAGUGCGAGUUCUAAGGGGUUUCGAAAAGGUGUAUCUCAAGGCUGGAGAGACUAAGAAGGUUACUUUUCCUCUCCAGAGAAGGGAUCUCAGCUUCUGGGAUGAAGCUACUCGUCAGUGGGUUAUUCCUAAGGGAACCUUUACUUUUGCUGGUGGAUUCAGCUCUCGUGACCUCCGAGCUAAGACUGAGACAUCUGCGUUGGGGUAA